This is a messenger RNA of Adineta ricciae, 372 nucleotides long. Lineage: Eukaryota; Metazoa; Rotifera; Eurotatoria; Adinetida; Adinetidae. The record is from the annotation of a GenBank genome assembly.
AUGGCAACACCGGUAAAUGUCAUUGUUCAAUACAUUUUACUACGACGGGAUUUGAAAAAAAUGAAAAACUACAACGAUGGUGCCAUUAUUGCUCAAGCAUGUCACGCUUCAAGUGCUAUUCUACAUAAGACAUCCAAUGACGAGCUGACAAAAAGUUAUCUCAGUGAUUUAGAUCGAAUGCAUAAGAUUAUCUUAAGCAUUGAAGGUGGCGAAACUGAAAUAAACGAAAUAAGUGACAUACUUAAACAAAAUUCCAUUGUACAUUACCUCUGGAUUGAACAACCGGAAAAUAUUCCAACAGCCAUUGCUGUUAAACCACAUUAUAAAAAGGACAUUGAACAUUUCUUUUCGAAAUACAAACUUUAUCGUUGA